Microbotryum saponariae is the source of this 1378-nucleotide messenger RNA. NCBI's taxonomy places the organism in Eukaryota, Fungi, Basidiomycota, Microbotryomycetes, Microbotryales, Microbotryaceae. The record is from the annotation of a GenBank genome assembly.
AUGCCCGUCGAGCUUCUUCCCUUUCCCCCUUCCUACUGUCUGGGUAAGUCAACGCGAGUAUUCCGAGGGUGGGUGUCAUCGACUGAAGUCUUGCCCUCCCCUUGCUGAGCAGUCGGAGCCUACCGCUUGAUCCAUGACCCCACCUUGAACCGACCCAUCUGGGCACGUUCCCAAAAGACCCUCAAGCGCUUCCUCUUCGCCUUUGUCCCCUUCAUACUCAUAUCCUACCCUCUCACCCGUCUCUACGUCACCUUGAUCCUCUCUCGAUCCCCUUUUGCACCUGCCGCGAUCCACGAUGCCGCUUUCCUUGGCGUCAGUCCCGCCUUUUUUACGACCGUCACCCUCGUGCUUGGUCAGAUCAACGCUUUGCUUGAGUGGUCACUCAGGAGGGAACUCACCAAGAGUAGGAAGGAGGUUUACGAAGCGACCGUCAGGUCAAGGGCAAAAGGUUGAGUCUUAUUCGAUCCUCUGCUGGCAGUCCGUGGGAGGAUUAGCUACUGACGAGAAGAACAUGAUCUCGGCCUGGCGAUUGACCCAUCAGACAGCGAGUUUUGGCAACCCUACGUAGAGGAAUGGGCUAGACCGCCGGUCGAAAGGGCACAGAGGAAUUCGCAGAAACAAGCCUUCUACCUUCGACUCGCGUCACCGUUGAUGCGCAUGUUCGUGCUCAGGGGUACGCGUCCAAGCGAAUUUGCUUCACUUUGGGUUCAUUGCUGUCCGCUGACGAUUCAGAAUAUUGACUCGCCCGCACAGUUCUUCUCACGCCUCUUUCUUUCAUCCCCGGGCUCGCAAUCGUCGUACUAUCAGCUCUCCGAUGCUUGACCCUAGGUCGAUCCAUGCACGAGCCAGUACGUCCCCGCCAAAACCUCAGGCCCAAAAAACCCAACCAAAACUGAUCCGGCGCGGACCCCUACUCAUCGCAGUACUUUGCAGAAAAGAAGAUGACGCCUUUCCAAAUCGAACUCUGGAUGGUCGAACGACAGAACGAGUACCGCAUGUUCGGCUUCGUCGCCAGUCUAUUGGAACGCUUGCCCUUGAUUGGGAUCGUAUUGACGAUCUCGAAUCGCAUGUGAGUGGGAAUUCGUGAGAGGACGCGGGCGAAGAGCUGUUUCCCUGAAGCUUUUCUGUGACUUUUUUCAUACCCUCUCUCAGUGGAGCGGCGAUGUGGUCCCAUGACCUUGAGAAACGACAACACGCUUUCGCCACGGGUGAAUUGAAGCCGACCAAAGUGUACGAAUCAAAAUUGGCCCAGAUCCCAGUCUCGGAUUUACCUGAUGAUUUCGCAGGCGGGUUCCCGGGCAAGAGGAAGGACGAGGUCAAGUUGGUACCACCGCCUUUACCGAAACGAUCCGGUGGUGCGAAAGGGAAGGAGCUUUGA